AUGGCUAUGGAGGCCAUCAAGAAUAGGCUGCGGAGGAGCUCGACAGAUCCUGUAUUCUCUACAGAUGGCGCAAUAGGAAUGAAAAUACUCUCCGAUACAUCGAAUGCCAACAUAGACAUAGUCUUUGUUCAUGGAUUAACCAGCAACCGCGAGGAAACAUGGACGCAUAAAAAGGGAAUUUUUUGGCCCCAAGACCUCCUAGCCAGGGACUUUCCGAUUGCGCGCAUCAUGACAUUUGGAUUUGAUGUCGAUCUGUCUAGAAUCUGGAAAAUCGCUGCCUCAAGUCUAAUAUCUGACCAUGGCCAAGCCCUGGCGUAUGCACUUGUCAGCGAAAGAGAAGAUUGCUCUACGAGACCCAUCCUAUUUAUUGCACAUGGAUUUGGUGGUCUUGUAUGCCAGAAAGCACUUAUACUCAGUACUCGGGUUGAUGGCCUCUGGCAAAUCUCCUCUUAUGCUCUUGGUAUUAUCUUCAUGGGAACUCCGCACCACGGUGAAUCAUUAGCCCGUCAUACCUUCAGACUUGCAAAGUACAUACGUACAACAAAGAAAGGGCACUUGGGGAUGAUAUCGGGACCAAAUGACCUGCAAAGGGACGUGGAUACGUUUCAGGAUAUGCUUCAUGGAGGUGCUAUUUCUUUGAAGGUAUUUUGUUUCUACGAGACCAAGCCAAUGAACGAAACCGUGGGAAAGAUUGUCGACGAGAGCUCUGCAGUUCUGAGAGACUUCAAGGGCUGCAGAAUUGAUGCUAACCAUUUCAACAUGACCAAAUUUAGUGGUCGAUGGGACGCGGGCUAUAAACGUGUUCAGACUCUGGUUUCUAGUUUGAUUGGGACUUCUCAGGAAAAGGGCGAGGCUGCUCUUUCUGAGACUUCGAACUAUACAUCUGUAGCUUCUUCUACCGAUGCAUCUUGCCCAAGAGCCCCUUUGCCGACAAACUAG
This is a messenger RNA of Penicillium antarcticum, 939 nucleotides long. Its product is annotated as esterase/lipase family protein. The record is from RefSeq and is a predicted model, not a curated record. The coding region runs from base 1 to 939 and encodes 312 amino acids. The transcript has 3 exons. Lineage: Eukaryota; Fungi; Ascomycota; Eurotiomycetes; Eurotiales; Aspergillaceae.